Molecule: messenger RNA, 6339 nt
Organism: Daphnia magna
Lineage: Eukaryota; Metazoa; Arthropoda; Branchiopoda; Diplostraca; Daphniidae
Gene: shtd
Product: anaphase-promoting complex subunit 1
Exons: 13
Coding region: 293-6100 (1935 amino acids)
Biological process (GO): anaphase-promoting complex-dependent catabolic process; protein K11-linked ubiquitination; metaphase/anaphase transition of mitotic cell cycle
Cellular component (GO): anaphase-promoting complex
Molecular function (GO): molecular adaptor activity
Source: RefSeq, a predicted model, not a curated record
AAAUAACUCACCUGGAAUGGCUUCGAGUUUAUCCAGCGUUCCACCCGUGAAUCCUAAUCCGCGUCCCGAGACCAUAGGUACUUUUAAUCCGCAAGCGGCUAAAGCAGGUGCCAAUAUCUAAUGGGUGAUUAAAACAAAUCCAAUACUAUGUUUGUCAACUAACACCGGUUUCCAUUCGUCUGGCCAGGAGAGCGUAUCACCUUUUGAAUUCAGACUUCGUAAAGCGUUCUCAAAAAUUGUCACCCUGGACGUUUUACAAUAUUCUGCCUUGAACGGUACUAACGACGACAAAAUGAUUGCCGCCGGAGAACCUCAAGUUUACGUUCCACACGGAAAGCAAAUUUUGGAACAGUAUGAAAGUUCUUCGUACCGACGCACUUCAGCUUUCAACACGUCGUUAGAAUCGCAGGAUGUCUUUACUUUGUCAACCUUGGGCAAAGAUAGUGAGGAAGAAACAGAAGUUUAUAUUCAUGAGAAUACUGUGGUUUGGUCGAGAGGUUAUGGAGAAGUCUAUUGGGAACUGGUGAAAAAAUACACCUGCGAUGGGUCAGUUCAACAAGCCUUUUGGUUUGACUUUGACGAGAAUCCCAACAGACCUUCGUGUGCAAAUGUCAUGUCAACUGACAAACCGAUUGGGCGGAAGAUCCCCAGCUUGUGCAUUGUGGAAAAAUCUAAAGUCACAGUUCACACCAUGAAUGGUGAUGAGUACAUUUGUGCAGUGCCAUAUGAAAUUCACCGAGUGUGGCCCACACGUUUUGGCCUUGUCUUCGAAAAAUGCCAGACUAGUAAUCCAGAUAUUCCGAACUGGUUUUCCCUAUAUCAUCCGCUGGAGGAAAUCGUCCCGGUUGUACUUCGCGAUGGUAUUGACAGGGAACAUGUGAACUUCGCCAAAGAUAAAAAACUCAAGUUCGUCUAUACGGGAAUUGACCCGUCGAUUUGCGUGACCUUCAAUGAAGAUACAGGAUUACAUUCGAUCUGGUUGAUCCGGAAAGCCGAAGUAGACGAGAGUCUUUGCGUAAGUGUCAGUAAUAAAGGGAUUUCCAAUCCAUCUGCCAAUCAAUCAGCAUUUAGUGGCACAUUUGUCCCUUCAAAUGUAGCCUCACCCUCGCUUUCGAGAAGUUUUGCUUUAUCACAAAUCUACAAUACUUCUUUUCAACAGUCACCCGCCAACUUACCCAGCAUCUUCAAUACGACAGCUAGAACACCCAAAUUCGAUCUUGACCUGUCUCAUCGAUUCAACACUCCAAAAGGUUCAAAAAAUUACGCACAACAUUUCGCCAUGUCAUCUCUUCAGUUUAACCAAUCCAAGAUUUCUGGGUCUCCGCUAAGGCGGAUAGGCUCCAAUAGCCGUACAAGUGCCAUUCUUGCUCGGACGCCUGUACCAUCUCCUUCAGCUUCGUCGCUGUUCAACGAAAUGGAAGUAGCUGACGAUGAGGAGCCACUUUUGCCUGACCUUUGUCUCCAGAUAUUGUGGUCAGAAGAUUCCAAGAAAAGCAGCUGUUCUCAGGCAGUCAAAGCUUUCGUCGCCGUCGAUUGGCUAGGCAAAUCAUGCGUUUGCUGGCUGAUGGACGACGAAAAGACCCUACGAUGCAUUGACCUCAAAGUGACGGAGAACAGAAACACUGGCAAUCCUCUUUACAUCUGUUGCGCCCAAUGGACGAUUCCCGCUAAAGAUGCCGAAUAUAUUCCUGCCCUUAAAGCUGUUCUCGUACUUGAUCCGGUACUAUCAGACGGAAACAGCCUCACGCUCUAUUCUGGCAGCACGAAACUGACCAAAGUUCACGUUCCAAAUUGCAGCCCUCCGUCAGGAACGGGCAUCUCUCUCUCGAUACAACGACUUAGUCUUGAAGCAUCUAGUAUUAACAGCAAGUUCAUUCCGUCAACGCCCCUCAAUUCAAGCCGCCGAAGUAGCCUCAUGCCUGAUUUGACCUCAUCGAUCGUGCACGAUUCGAGCGUUACUCUUAGUCCGAUUCCCGCUUCGUCUCCUCCUCUUUCUUUUCGAACGCUACAGGAUGCCGUGGGUCGUCAGGUGACACUAAAAUGCUCGGAUCGAAGUCUUUUGAGAACUUUACUACCUCCCUUAUGUACUUCGGCUCUUGUAGAACGUUGUUUGCGUUCCCUACGCGCCGCCCUGCCCCCCGAUAUUUAUUUGGCUGUUGCUGCAAAAUUCUACUGCGUUCGUAACGCUCCUGGUCCUGCAGAUUUUUCUCCUCCAGCGGAAUUUGAUGCCUUUCGUUCUACUCUUUUAACUUUGUUGGGAUUUGACGCCAAGUCGCUUGAUGCAUCCAUUUCUUCUAUUGCCAGUCCCGUCGUUGAGUCAAAGAAAAGUCGGACGAAUUUGGAAGAAGGAGCAAAUGAAGAUUGGCAAUACUUGGUGGAAUCUCAAUACGCUAAGAUAUUUCCCCAGCUUUUUGGAUUAGACUUUUUCCGCGGUUUGAAUCCGAUCGCUCAGCAAACAGUGGUACAAGUAAAUAGCGAUUCCGCCUAUUUUGCUUAUCUACCGCACGUUUUGCUCGUCCUACAUGUUCUCUUUGAAGACUUGAAGUUGGAUGCCCUCAUGUGGAGCGAUGCCCAACUAUUGGUUACCCUCCUUAUUCCAUUGGCAUCAGCUCUCAACCUGACACAGUAUUGCGAUUCUUAUUGGAGAGAUUUCCCUGCUGUUUGGAACAGCAAUAACAUCAAACUAGGUGUUGUUCAUCCGUCGGAUUUAGAUAAACUCCAAGGAAUGAUUCAACGAAUGGAAGUCCCUUGCAACAUUCACAUUCAUCUUUUGUCAUUGAUGAGCAAAAAGAAGAUUUGCACACCAUACCCUCAUGUAAAACUGGUCAAUACUCGUUCCAGAGACAUCAUUACUCUUUUUGCCAUUCUCUAUGGAACAGCCGAUGAACAUCACCUGGUAUCCGUUCACGAAUACGUUCGUGACUUUGAAUGGGUAGAACAUUCUGGCAGAGUCUCACUACCCUUCAACGUCGUGGUUCCCUCCCAGCAACGUAGACAGACCGCUUUAGUUUUAAAAAUGUCCUCAUGCGGAUGGACUCGUGAGGAUCUUAAUGCUUUGCCAGCAGGAAUAGGAUUACCUCUACGAUAUGCGCUAUUCUGUUGUCAACUUGACCCACCAACAGAUUGGCCUGAUGAAGCCUACAAACUGAUAAAUCGACAAGAUAUGUGCCAAUUGCCGGCUGGAUGCGCCAUCCAGCCUUUGUCUUCCAUUGCUCCGGAAUUGAAUCUAAAAAUUGAAGCCCAACGAAACAAAUCUGCUGGUAGUGGUGGAAUCAGUAAAGAUGACUAUGCAGAAGACGGUAUGGAGGGCGUGAUUGACUUGCCCAUCUGGAAGUUGCUGUUUCCUCGAGAUCAUCGCAUCCAAGAGGUCCGACGUCUUUUGGGCUCUUCGCGGCCUGUUGUAGUUGUGCUCCCGGCGUCGCAACAACAAGGACUUAGUGAGCAUGAAUUGAUCGAGGAGAGAGAGAAGCAAUUACUGGUUCUCUGCAUUCGUAUCAUGGCGAUCUCAGUCGGCCGCGGAAUGCUCACUCUUCAUACAGCUACGCCUACCGUCACGGAAACUUUGUCCAUUCCAAAGUUGUGUUUGACCGGCAAGACGCCUCACAACGGCGCUGCUGUAGAUAUGACUCACAUUGACGUACCUGCCAAUAUGUCACUUUGGCCGCAGUUUCACAAUGGUGUGGCGGCCGGUUUAAGGGUGUCUCCUGGUACAAAAUAUGUUGAUAGUAAUUGGAUUAAUUUGAGUCGUGGUGGCAAUCGUCCUGGACAAACUGCAGCGACGCCCGCGUUAGGCGAAUUAAAUGCUGAGGUGGCCGGUUUCUUGCUCGGGCUGGGAAUAACUGGGCAUUUGAAUAAGUUCAAUGACCUCGUUAUUCAUGAACAUCUAAACCGCGAUCAUGAAAUGACUCAACUGGCUUUGGUCUUGGGACUCGGCAUUGGAAAACGCGGUUCUAUGGAAGCCGAUACCCUUCGCAUCAUUUCUGUGUACGUUGAAUCUCUGUCACCAGCAUCGUCCUCUAGCAUCAACGGCUGUGGUGGUGGAUCGAUUGAAGUACCUCAGAACGUACGGGUGGCUGCCCUCAUGUCCAUUGGUUUCCUUUAUCAAGGAUCAGCGCAUCGCUACAUGACAGAGGUGCUUCUGGACGAAAUUGACCGACCUCCUGGACCAGAGAUGGACAACUGUGUGGAUAGAGAGUCCUAUUCUCUUUCUGCGGGCCUUGCGCUUGGUUUAGUGACACUUGGUCAAGGCGGUCAAAUGACUGGGUUAGCCGAUCUUCGGUUAGCAGAUACGCUUUACCAUUUCAUGGUGGGUGGAACCAAGCGCAAUUGUAAUUCAUCAAAUGCGAAACCUCGAAGCACGAUGUCGUCAGCCAGCUAUCAAAUUCGCGAAGGUAAUACGGUCAACGUGGAUGUCACUGCUCCGGGGGCCAUUCUUGCUCUCGGACUCAUGUUUCAUCGAACAAAUAAUACAGCCGCGGCAAAGUGGAUGGAAGCCCCUGAUUCGCAGCAAUUACUCGACUCAAUACGCCCCGAUUUUCUUCUUUUGCGUACAUUAGCGCGUGGAUUGAUACUAUGGGACGACGUAAUGCCAACACGGGAUUGGGUGGAGUCUAAUGUUCCUCCUAAUAUUCGACGCUAUUCCCUGCGCAAUCCGGGCGAUCCGGAUAGUCAGUCACAACAAGUCGAUUACGAGACGAUGAAUCAAGCAUUUUACAACAUAAUGGCUGGUUCCUGUUUUGUUCUCGGUUUAAAGUUUGCCGGAUCCUCCAACGCAGAAGCCUUCAAUACUCUGUAUCGUUAUUCUAAAGUGUUAAUCUCGCUAUCGGGUCGUUCCGUGGCCGAGUGGGCCGGUAAAGCCACCCUUGAAGCCUGCCUUAACACACUCGUCUUGUCCCUUUCCAUGGUCAUGGCGGGCACAGGUGAUUUACAGGUUCUCAGGCUUUGUCGACAUCUUCGCAUGAGGAGUGGAACGUUCAGCAAUGUCGUUACGUAUGGAUCUCACAUGGCGACCCACAUGGCCCUUGGAUUUCUCUAUUUGGGAGGCGGUCGACUAUCGCUUAGCACGUCCCCAGAAGCAAUCGCUGCAUUAGUUUGCGCUUGCUACCCAAAAUUCCCCACUCAUUCCAAUGACAACCGAUACCACCUCCAAGCGCUUCGACACUUGUACGUUCUAGCUACGGAGCCCCGAUUGCUAAUGCCGAUAGAAAUCCCGAAUAUGCAACCAUGCUAUACAACUCUGCAGGUGGUCUUCAACAACGCCGAUAGCUCAUCAUUCCAGUUGCGGGCUCCAUGUCUUUUGCCUGAAUUACGGUUUCUCCAGCGUGUCCAGCUGCUCGACCCUCGCUAUCGCACCAUUGUUUUUGAUCGACAGCAUAACUGGAAUAAGCUGAAAUGCAUUCUUCAAGGCAAAGAUCAUCUUAUCGUUCAGCGAAAGGCGGGAUGUUUGUCCUACGCUGAAGAUCCAACUGGAUUGGCAUCAUUGGCCACGCCAACGCUUUCGGCAUGGGCUAUCCGUGCUUCUACAGUCGCGAACUUCACCACGGACAAGUUUGUUAUAUUUCUUUGUCGCCACUUUCUUGGUGCUCCAGAGAAAGGACAAACGCAGAUUCUUAUCAAGCAGGAAUGUAAACCAUUAGACACGCAGCUUCGGUUGCUCAGUCUCGUCCUGAAUGAUUGCGUUGUUAAUGAGAAGACCGAAAUGGUUAAGCCGUGGUUGCAGCUUCUACACAAAUCUGGUCAACGCGACUCGUCUACUCUGCCUCUGUGGCAGCUCAAGUUUCUCAUCAACUUCCCUGUGAAUAGUUCGCCCUCCUCCAAGUCGACACCAUUCAUUGAUCCGGAAAUGGUAUUGGCUCUUCGACACGAACUCGAGUCUACUUGGGAUCACAUUGAUGCGGAACUGCGAACUAGCCUCCACAAUUACUUCGCGGGCAAAGACACUCCGCGUGAGCGUUCGCAGUCGGUGGAUUUGGCUAAUCUGACUGUGUUCUAUGACCUUCCCUUGCCUUUGCCUAAAUUUGCAGCUGAUCCUGUUUCGCUACUGAUUCAGUCAGGGGAUCAAAAGUUAGCUGCCCGUUUAGCCAUUCUUCUUCACCUGUGAUGGUAAAAUCUCUCGGAUCAAUUUCUAAAAUAAAUUAUUAUAGGCUGUUUAGAACAUCACUUUUUCCCAACGUAGGGGAUAUGGUGUGGCCAGUUCGCGAAAGAAAAAAAUAACAUUUCUUUUCAAUAAGUCAUCCUUUAACUACCUUUAAAUUUCCCUUUACUACUUAGUUCACUACCAAAAAAUGGUAUGUUACAAUGAUUUGUGCACGUUAAUAUCAUAAAUCUUACUGUCCUUCA